Messenger RNA from Acanthosepion pharaonis, 1764 nucleotides. The record is from the annotation of a GenBank genome assembly. Lineage: Eukaryota; Metazoa; Mollusca; Cephalopoda; Sepiida; Sepiidae.
AUGCUUUUUAGUUUUAUUUUACUUGAAACAGAAAUGUCAAAAAUUGUUUCAUCUCCACUCAUCAAUUUGGUUUUCAAAAGACAAAGACAAUGGAGAUCUUCCCAAUACUCUUUAUUCUGGGCUGCUCUCAAUGUUGUUACAGCUUUUGUGCUGUACAUGGACAUACGAUAUUUGACAAUUCAGCAGUAUUUUGAGGUUUCCUAUCCAGCACUAUGGUAUACAGAGGUGGCUUUCUUUUUGCUGUUCUGCUUCAAUUCUUUGGUUGACCUGACAUGUUGGGUAUGGCCAUAUAUUAUGACUGGACACAUUGAUCUUACCCCAACACAGAAAAAGCUGCUGGGAGUCAAAGAUACUGAUCCUGGUUUCAAAAUUUCUCCAGUGAAGCCUGCAGUCUCUACAUCACCCAUUCAGCUUUCUUUCAGCUGUAGUCCUGCCAGUCAAUCUCAUAGUUACCCAGGCAGCCAUACCCCACCUGGUGCAGGGUCAUCAAUGUAUUACACUCCAAGCACUGGAAACAAAAGUGGAAUCAGCCCUGGUUCUUCUCCCCUCUACCCCAGUACAGUGUCCAGUCCAGGAUCAACAAGCUUUCACACAUCUAUGCCAAAUGGAUCAUACAGUUAUCGAUAUGGCAGCAAUCAGUCUUCACCUUCUUACUUGUCAACAGAAAGUGCUAACCAAAGUCUGAAUGCCUCAAGUUAUUUGAAUGAUUCUACCCACUAUGAUUCUCCAAACAGAAGUGGAUUACGCUCAAGGCACAUAAUCUCAACUUUGAACACCUCUGGAAGUCCUUUUGAACAUAUAAAUGAUCGCAAAUCUCUCACUCAAUACCUGAGAGACGAGGAAGAAAAGGAGAACAGAAGUCAGUUAAGCUCUCCUGAAAAUCUUUCAAACAGCAGCACAUCAUUUUGGAAUUAUGGACGUACACUAAGUGACCACACCCACGUCUUGCGUAAAUACCAAUAUCAGAUCGCCACUCGAACACCUCAGUCAUCAACUACAACACGAGACACAAGCCAAGAAAGUUGCUCUUACAGUGCAAAUGAGGUUUGGAAUCGUUUGCAUGUCACUGAAUCUAAUCUUUACACAUGGACAGAACGUAUGCGAAAGUGGCUGGCUUUAACCAUUCUGGCUAAAUUGGCUGAGGAAAUUCCAAACAUCAAUAAAACUGUGAAAAGUAUUGGGAGUGAAGAUAGUUUAAUCGGGGAAGUCAGUAUAGCCACUUUAAAGCAAGUUGUACUUACCAAAGGCUCUAGAGUUCCCACACUGAAUUCAGUCAUUCCCUACUUAGACCUGACAUCAAAUCAAGAAUACUUAGUAAAGAGAAUAUCUGAUUUGGGUAAAGAUGGCUGCAUGAGUGAGUUUUCUUGGAACCGAGGUGGAUGUUAUGGAAAGGAAUGGGGUGAACACCUUCCAAAUGAUGCUUCACUAGUAAUGCAUUUAUUUAGUACUUACAUGGACUCUAGGUUGCCUGUGCAUCCCAAAUAUCCUGACCAGAGAACAUUUACGAGUCAGUAUGUAAUGAAAACUCCAAACAAGCCAGAUUUAAACAAAAAGGAUAAUUUAUAUAUUUACCAGACCAGUAUAAAUCCUCCUCACUUCCAGGUGAUUAUUGGUGAACAUGUUUGGAAUUUGCCAAAAGGAAGAAACAACAUGUUUCAAGCUUUAUUAAUGUUUCUGUAUCAUAUAAAAACAAAGGAGCAUGGAAUGUUGGGCCGAGUCAACUUAGGCUUGUCUGGUGUUAACAUUUUAUGGAUUCUGAACUGA